UUUUAAUUUAUUUUGAUUUUGAUUUUUGGGGGUGGCAGCGGUGUAUCUCUGAGCUGCCUGCGGAGAUGAGCUCCGGUGCCUGCCUGUAGUUUCCACUUUGGGAUCGCUGGACACAGAAGUGGCAUUUCGGUGGGGGAAAGCUGCAGACAUGUGAGGAUGGCUGGACCACUGCAGUGGCGCACUGAUUUUUGUGGAUGGUGAUCACAAAAAGAGAAUUGAGAAGAGGCCACCCGAGUUAUUCUGACACAUGACUUCAGUGCUUUCUAUUCUUAGACAGAUGAGGAUCUGAAAUAUGUAGACUGAGAAUAACACGUCGAGGUUAAAACAGUAUUCUACAAGAAGCAUUUGAUGGAUUGUUCCUAGAUAUUUCUAAGGAGGCAACUACAAAAAGUUAUUCCAAUCUGACCACCAGGCAGACGUAAUUAUUUUAAUGUUGAAUACUCAGACAAGGGUGCCAUGGAUGUGAAAGAAAGGAAGCCGUAUCGAUCUCUGACCCGGCGCCGCGACACUGAGCGCCGCUACACCAGCUCUUCAGCCGAGAGUGAGGACAGCAAGGCACCCCAGAAGUCCUACAGCUCCAGCGAGACCCUGAAGGCUUAUGAUCAGGACUCCAGGCUGACCUACAGCAAUCGGGUCAAAGACAUGGUGCACCAGGAGGCUGAUGAAUUCUGCCGAGCAGGAGCCAACUUCUCCUUGCGAGAACUGGGACUUGAAGAUGUGGCACCCACACAUGGGACUUUGUACCGGACCGACAUCGGGCUGCCUCACUGCGGCUACUCCAUCAGCGCCGGCUCGGAUGCCGACACGGAAACAGACGUGGUCAUGUCGCCUGAGCACCCGGUGAGGCUCUGGGGACGCAACACCAAGUCUGGACGCAGCUCCUGCUUGUCAAGCCGGGCCAACUCCAACCUCACCCUCACCGACACGGAGCAUGAGAACACUGAAACCGGUAAGUGGUGACAGCGCAUGCAAGUGUCAGC
Molecule: messenger RNA, 980 nt
Organism: Cyanistes caeruleus (blue tit)
Lineage: Eukaryota; Metazoa; Chordata; Aves; Passeriformes; Paridae
Source: RefSeq, a predicted model, not a curated record